Messenger RNA from Tigriopus californicus, 2208 nucleotides. RefSeq lists its product as uncharacterized. The transcript is spliced from 2 exons. Lineage: Eukaryota; Metazoa; Arthropoda; Copepoda; Harpacticoida; Harpacticidae. The record is from RefSeq and is a predicted model, not a curated record. The coding region runs from base 1362 to 1964 and encodes 200 amino acids.
AUUCACUCAUUCCCUUGAUUGCACCAAAUUUCCUGGACUGCCAUUUCUUUCUGUUCAUAUCGGUGAACGCCGCUAUCUAGUUUCAGCAUUGAAAGAUUCUGGGUCCAACGCUACAGUGGUUCGCAAAGAUCUUCUCCCUUCUCAUGUCCUUGGUUAUCAGCCGCAUUGGUUUCAAAUGCCUCGCACGUUUCAAUGUGCGGCUGCCAAUUCUUCCGGGGCUAUCACGGGGUCCGUUUUCUUGCGCUUUAAGUUCCAUAGUAGUAAUGAAGAGGCUAUACCAUUCUAUCAUCCGUGCCUUAUAGCUACUGAUUUGGCUAAGCCUCUCAUUAUAGGAAAUGAUAUUCUCGGAAGCGCUUACAAACUGUAUGAGACGCCCGCAUAGUUUAGUUUUUAAUCGCUCAGUUUUCGUCGAAGCUCCCUUGACGAGAAAUGAGGGUAAUUCACACCAAUUUUCAGUAGAAUUUCCCCAUUCCCAUUAUCCAGUCAAACCGCGACGGCGGCCAGUUGACAAGUGUUGAUUACAUUGUCAUUUACCCCAAAACUGGGACCAGCGUCCUUUGUCAUCUUCAAGUGGACGUUGGCUAUGCAGAACUCUCUCCAUCUACUCAAGCGAGGUGCAUCCUCCCUUCGAUCGAGAAUGUCCGGGUUGGAACGGAGGUAUUGCUGGUCGGAACAUCUGAAUCUCGAUCUAGCUGGAAAAUUGCAAGAAUCGUCGAAGCACAUCCUGACAAGAAUGGAAUAGUACGGUCUGUUACUGUUGAGAAUGAGGUCGAACUUCUUGCCCGUCUUGCCUGACCAAUUACCAAGAUUUGUCCCAUAGGGAAAGUCUCAGUUCCAAGUACGUAGAUGUUUGGUUUUGAUGAGCAAUGGGAGGAGGAUGUUCCGACGAUAUCAGAAUCUAACCGCGGGCUCGGUUUGUGGUUGCUCGUCUGCCCCAAAGUAGACUCUUCUUGGUCUUGUAGGCCCUGCAUUACGAUAACGAGUUUUCUGGUAUGAUGGUCAGAUGAAGAAAGUCUCAUCGGGAGUAUGCUUUAGUGAUUCGUGGGUGUCCUUGGAAGUCGUGUGAAAUAUACCUUGUUACAAUUUUCAUGUCUUGUGUUUAUCAAGGGUCGUGAGACAAGAGUACGCGGUGAAGAGAAAUCUUCAACUCAUACAGAGUCGUUCAGGUAAAUUUACACCAGUUUUAACUUCAUCCUGAUCAAUAACGGCGGCAUGUAGAGAACACAUUCUUUGUAUGUGAGCAGAUUAGGCUAAGUGCAUAAAUUACUCAAUGUGUCCACCUUCCAUCUCCAGCAUCUUCUCCAGCCUGAACCUAAACACCUUGUAGGUAUUAACUACGUGCGCGGGAUUGACCUUGCCCAAUGCUUAUCGAUGGAGGCCUUCAGGGCACUGAUACUAUUGUAACUGGACCUUCCCACCUUCUCUCCAACUCACCCUCGAACAAGAAGUCCAUUGGAUUGAGAUCCGACGACGGGAUCCAUCACAUCGCCUUCACUGGAUAUGAUCCCGAACAUCGUAAUGGUACCCGGAUGAUUCGUUCUGAUACGAAUGGGACGUCCUCCUUUUCCUUGGCCACCCACCUGUUCUUCUGGUUGUUGACGGACCUAUCGACGUUAAAGUUUUUCUCGUCGGAGAAGAAGAAGAGGGGUCCACCUGUUGACUUCAAGUCAUUGAGGAGUCUGGUCCCAUUGGCUACCCUGGUCGCCCUAAUCUUCUCCGUGAGGAUGUGUCGCUUGCCCAUCUUGUGCAACUUCAUCCCCAAGUCCACCCUGAUGGCCCUGGAUAUUGUGCUUCGGCUCACCAGUCUCUUCUUAGUGAGGCUGAACAUGGGUGUGUUUGGCGCGAACCGGACGGACCGCUUCAGGCCCGCCAAGAACUUUUGGGUCCGUUUCUUGUCGCUCCUCGAGGCAUGGGCUUUCCUCUUGGCAUCACCACCUGCCUUCCACUUGUUGCAGACGUUGUAAACAGUCUUAUUGUCGUAGUGAAGGAGCUUGAUGAUGGUGGCAGGGGGAUGCCCCGGGCAAAGUGAGGUGGACAAUCGCGUCACGACCUUCCUGUUCCAUGACUUUUAGUUGGUGUAAACUCACAAUUCCGUAUCUUUCGCUGACUUGUCAUACUUUCCCCUUCCCCCUUGCGUCAAAUUGCAGAAAAUAUCGCACCUCACACAUUGUUUUUUUGAACGCUUACAUAUACUUGAUGAGUUACUGU